Molecule: messenger RNA, 13809 nt
Organism: Octopus bimaculoides (California two-spot octopus)
Lineage: Eukaryota; Metazoa; Mollusca; Cephalopoda; Octopoda; Octopodidae
Product: dynein axonemal heavy chain 5
Biological process (GO): microtubule-based movement
Cellular component (GO): axonemal dynein complex
Molecular function (GO): dynein light intermediate chain binding; dynein intermediate chain binding; ATP binding
Source: RefSeq, a predicted model, not a curated record
UAAUUUACAUUGGAUUUAUCUUGGAAGCAGUUUGCAAAUUUAUUUUGUAUAUGACUGAAUUAUUAACUUCUUGAUAUACACUUACAAAAAACGGAAAAGAUGCAGCGGUUAAGCUCAAGGGCUACCACCCAUGCUCAUUCUGGCCUUAGUAAAACGCCAUCAAAGCUCCUCCGGAAAAACAUGCUUAUGCUAGAAGAAGCCAAGAAGGAGUUAGAAAAACAGCUGCAAGCAGUUAAAGAAGAAAGGAAAAUAUCUAUUGACUCAAAAUAUCGGUACUUUUUCAGCUUGAUAGCAGAAGUAUUGAAUUUGGAGACAGAAUUUAUUGAGAAUUGUGUUGUUGCUGAUGAAAAGUUUCAUUUGAUAAAAAGUUUUCUUGCACCCAAAGGGAACAAAAAACUGUUAUUCUUCUACCAAGACCAACCCAAGACGGAUAUGCCAGGAGACAAAACUGCUGGUGGUAAAGGUGCAAAGCAGUUUUUUAUGGCUACAGCAACUGAAGAGACGGAAAUACCAGGAGACAAAACUGGUGCUGGUGGUAAAGGUGCAAAACAGUUUUUGAUAACAACAGGAAAUGAUGAGGCUCUCACUGGAAUAUGUUGUGGUUUCAUACGCAUUGGAGAUAAGGCAAUUACUGACGUCAAUAUUGGUAUUGAAACAAAUUUUCAUGUUAUUGAUUGUAGUGAAACUGGAAUAUUAAAAACAUUUGUAGAAAGGAUUGAUUAUAUGCUUGAAAUAUUGCAGUCUUUGAAUACGCUCUAUCCUGGCAACAAGUCAAGAAUUAAAGAUGAAGACAUCUUGGAACAAAUGCAGUUGAAACUUUAUGCCAAUAGCUUGUCACGAGCUGUCGUCACUCUUGAACAACGGUUAAUUUUAUCACUUACAGAAACCAAAGAACUACUGAAAGACAUCUCCUUUCCACUUGAUUGUAAUACUGCAGCUGGAAAUCGAGACUUAGUAUUUAAAUUAGAAAACGUAUCAAAUGAGUGGUCGACAAUGAUAGAGACAGUGCUGGCUGAGAGUGAGCAACUACGGCGAGAGGAGAAUGAUGUUGGACCCCAGGCUGAGCUGAUCUAUUGGAAGAGUAGAAUGUUUAAAUUCAAUAAUGUUCUGGAACAGUUGAAAAGUAAGGAAGUGAAGGCAGUUAUGGCUAUUCUACAAGCAGCAAAAUCUAAACAAAUUAAAAAGUGGAUUGAAUUGGGUGGCCGUAUUACUGAUGUUGCUAAUGAAGCAAGAGAUAAUGUGAAAUAUCUUCAUAUUUUGGAUAAAUUUCUUGAUCCCAUAAUCAAUGCAACUAAUCCUAAUAGAAUUGCCGACCAUAUAUCCAGUCUUAUGAAUGCAAUACAAAUGAUUUACUGUAAUUCCCAAUAUUUCAAUACUUCUGAACGGAUGACAUCAUUGUUUGUCAAAAUAACUAACCAGUUGAUAUCGACAUGCAAGGCUUACCUGUUAGAGGAUGAAUACAAAAUAUGGGACCGGCAAAAAGAAGUGGUAAUACCAAUGCUGCAAGAUUGCAUGAAACUGAAUGAAAAAUACCAUGAAGAAUUCUGUAAAACAAAAGAAUAUCUCAAAUAUCAACCUUCUAAAAGACAAUUUGAAUUCAGUGAACACUGCAUAUUUUGGAAAUUUGAUGCUUUUUGCAAGCGACUUGAAAAGAUCCAAGAGACUAUUGACACAAUAAACGUAUUUCUUCUUAUGAAAGAUAUCAAAAUUGAUGGCAUAGAGUCUGUUUUGGUGAAAAACAAGACAAUUAUAGAAACAAUGAAGAAAAAGAAUUAUGACAUAUUUGAUUACAGAAAUAAUGAGUUUGAUCAAGACUAUGUCAAUUUCAUGAGUCAAAUUGACUAUCUGUGCUUGAUGAUACUCGUACUCAUUGACAGCUGGAUUGAAAGAUUUUCUACACAACGCGCUCUAGCGCUUAUAAUGAAAUUUGAGAAGAUUGACAAGUUGGACCUCACUGAGCGUUUCUUUACUUUGUUGAGAAACUAUGGCAAAGAUUUAGAAACAAUUCGUAAACUCUACCAAAAGCAAAGAUCAGACCCAGAGAUCCCAAACAACAUGCCACCAACAGCUGGUCGAAUUAUGUGGUCUCAGCAGUUACAAAGGAAGAUUGAAGAACCAAUGAAAUGUUUUAUAAACAAACCUGAAAUUAUGAAACACCCGGAUGGACAGAGGAUAAUGGCUAAUUACAGAAAGUUAUCAAAAUGUUUGCAGACUUAUGAGCUUUGCUAUUAUCAAAGCUGGUUUAAAGCUGUGGUGAAUAUUAAAAGAAAUCUACAUAUUCCACUUCUAAUGUACUCUCCUGCAAAUGAUGAACUGUUUGUAAAUUUUGAUAUACAAAUUUUUGAUGCUAUACUGGAAACAAAAUGGAUCAUGUAUUUAGGACUAAAUGUUCCGGAGAAAGCCACAGAUAUGGUUGAGAAAGAAAGUUCACUCAAAAUCCUGUUACCUUGGUUUCAAGAUGUGCUAAAUGAAUUCAAACAUAUCAAAGCAAAGAUUCCAUCCUUGCUGAUACCAGUGAUGGGUCCAUACUAUUCUGACAUAUAUGAUAGUUUUGAACCGGGUAUCAAGUCCCUAACUUGGACAUCUAUUAAUAUUGACACAUACAUCAAGACAUCAAAAGAAGCCGUUGAUAAAUUCAAGAUACUUGUGAAACGAGUGACAGAUCUCUUGGAAUGUCAGAUUGAUGGCACUUUGGAGAAAAUGUCAAUGACAACACUCUGUUCUAUACCCGAUAAUCAUGCAUUAACCAUUGAUGAUUUUGUUGAAGAAACUACCACAGUCGUAGCAGAAGCUGCUACUAACUUAAGUGUUUCAAGCAAACUGAUUGAAAUGUCUGUUGGGGAACUUUUUGAUUUAUUGAAGUCAAACUUGGAACUAGAUGUGAAAAAAUACCUUAUAGCCGAGAAUGGUUACCCAUGUACUAAUCCAGAUACCAAAUAUAAAAAUCAGGCUUGCAAUGAAUGCUUAGCUUGCGGUUACCAUAACAUGCUAAUUUACUUCACACAGAAAAACACCGAUGCUCUUGUAAAGAGUACUCGUAUGACUCUUAAUUUGUUGAAAAGAACACUUCAGAGCAACACUCAGUAUAAAGGAGAUGCAAAAUCUUACUGGCAGCCAGCCUUAUUCAAAAGCGACAUAAUUCUUGAAAUCCCAGAUGUAGUCCUGAAACCUAGCCUUGAAGAUCUACAGCAUGGGCUUAACAAAGCAGUGAAUAUUAUCAUCAAUAUGGCCCAGAAUAUUGAGCCAUGGAGGCACUUGGCAACUGCUGUGCCUGACAUAAGCGAAGCAGAAGUUGCGGAAAAUGGAGAUGAACAAACAAAAGUGGUACCUGAUCAAUCACCAAAGACAUUCUUCAAAAUAAUUAGUGAACAUAAGGACAUUGUAAAAAUUGUGAUCCAGCUAAACUCCACACUUACCAUCAUGAAAUCAACUGUUCAACAAAUUCUGAAAAAAUUUACAAAAUAUUCAGAACUUUGGACUCGGGAUAUGAAUGAGAUUAUCAAGGAUCUGGUGGCUAGUAACCCAAAUAUUACUGAAUUUGAAGAAAAUCUUCGUCACUUUAGGAGUUUACAACAAGAAAUUGAGCAGAUUGAAUCCAGCUACACUAUUGGACCAAUAGAAAUGAUGACAGAAAACUUAAAAACAUCCCUUGGUACAGAAGUCAAAGCUUGGGAAUAUUCAUAUGCAAAGGCUCUAAAUGAAAUCUCUGCACAAAAGAUGAAUACUGUCUUCUCUUUCUUUGAUCGUAUGAUGAAAAGCUUGUCCCACCCCGUUAAAGAUCUGGAUGAUGUACGUUCACUGAUGGCAGCCAUAAAUGAAGGAAAAGAAGCUGAAGUGUCAGUUGAAUUUAAUUUCAUUCCCAUAGAAGAGGCUUAUUCUUUAUUACAUAAGUAUGGCAUUGUUUUUAAUGAUGGAAAUGCUGAACGCCUUGAUUCAUUUGCCUAUCUGUUUUCAAAAGUGAAAACUCAGUCUCUAGAAGUUCAAGGAAUGCUAUUGGAAAUUCAACCUCAAUUCAAGAUGGAGUUGUCAGCUGGUGUUGAACAGUUUGCUGUGGACUAUUCUCAAUUUCUUGAUGAUUAUACGAUGAAAGGCCCAAUGGAAGAAGGUAUUGAGCCUAGAGAAGCAUCUGAUAGAAUGAAGAUUUUCCAGUGCAUAUUUGAUGAAUUGUGGGGUAAAUACCUAACCUACUCUGGAGGCGAAGAACUCUUUGGCCUGCCAGUUACUGAAUACCCUGAUUUGAUGAGAAUAAAGAAAGAGCUAAAUCUUUUACAAAAACUUUACCAGCUUUAUAAUGCAGUAUUAGCCUCUGUGAGUGGAUAUUAUGAUAUACCCUGGACUGAAAUUGAUAUUGAUAAAAUAAAUGCAGAACUUCUUGAAUUCCAAACUAGGUGUCGGAAGUUGCCAAAGGCUUUGAAGCAGUGGAAGGCCUUUUUUGAUUUAAGCAAGACAAUUGAUGAUUUUAAUGAGACUUGUCCUCUGCUUGAAAUGAUGGCAAACAAAGCCAUGCAACCAAGGCAUUGGGAAAGAAUUGAGGUACUUACAAAGCACAAAUUCGAUGUAGAAUCUGACACUUUCCUUUUGAAGAAUUUGAUGGAAGCACCAUUAUUAGAAAACAAGGAAGAUAUUGAGGAUAUAUGUAUAUCUGCUGUGAAAGAAAAAGAUAUUGAAGCUAAGUUGAAACAAGUCAUACAAGAAUGGGCCACACAGGAAUUGGCUUUCUCUACCUUUAAAAAUCGUGGGGAGUUAUUGUUAAAAGGUGACACUAUCACUGAAGCUAUUUCUCUGAAUGAAGACAGUUUGAUGGUCUUGGGAUCACUUCUUAGUAACAGAUACAAUGUUCCAUUUAAAGCAGCCAUUCAAACCUGGGUUACAAAUCUGUCAACCACUGCUGAAAUCAUUGAGAACUGGAUCAUGGUACAAAAUCUUUGGAUUUAUUUGGAGGCUGUCUUUGUUGGAGGUGAUAUUGCCAAACAACUACCUCAGGAAGCCAAACGGUUUAGCACCAUUGACAAAUCCUGGGUGAGGAUUAUGCAACGUGCUCAUGAGAUACCUAAUAUUGUAGCCUGCUGUGUUGGUGAUGAUAUUUUAUCCCAGCAGUUGCCUUAUCUAUUAGAGCAGUUGGAGAUGUGUCAAAGGUCACUUACUGGUUAUCUUGAGAAGAAGAGAUUGGUUUUCCCUCGUUUCUUUUUUGUGUCUGAUCCAGCUCUGCUAGAAAUCCUUGGGCAGGCUAGUGAUUCUCAUACAAUUCAAUCACAUCUGUUGAGUGUUUUUGACAACAUAAAAUCAGUGAAGUUUGAUGAAAAGAACUAUGAUAAGAUCUUGUCUGUGUAUUCAUCUGAGAAGGAAACUGUUAAUCUUGAUGAAACAGUACUUGCUCAGGGCAAUGUUGAAGUUUGGCUGGGAGAUUUAUUGAGAGUAUCUCGCCACUCUUUACAUACGGUUAUCCGAAGUUCUUACUUUGCAACUAGUGAUCCAAUGUUUAAACUCAUUGAAUUUCAAAAUGCUUAUCCUGCUCAAGUUGGCCUGUUAGGCUUACAGAUAAUGUGGACCAGAGAUUCUGAAGAGGCCCUCAGUCGAGCUCGAGUUGAUAAGAAAAUUAUGGGAUCAGUCAACGACAAAUUUGGAGAAAUCCUUAAUGAGUUAAUCAAUGUAACAAUGCAAGAGCUCAGCAAAGUAGACCGUACCAAAUUUGAGACUCUUGUUACUAUACAUGUGCAUCAAAAAGACAUUUUUGAGGACUUGGUACGCAUGCAUAUUAGGUCAGUUAAUGACUUUGAAUGGUUGAAGCAGUCCCGAUUUAGCUUCAAAGAAGACAUAGAUCAGUGUAUAAUUUCUAUCACAGAUGUCAAUUUCACUUAUAUGAAUGAAUUUCUUGGAUGUACUGAUCGUCUGGUCAUCACCCCUCUUACUGACAGAUGUUAUAUAAGUCUUGCUCAAGCGCUUGGAAUGUCACUUGGUGGUGCUCCAGCUGGGCCAGCCGGAACUGGCAAAACUGAAACAACAAAAGAUAUGGGUAGAUGCCUCGGUAAAUAUGUUGUCAUAUUUAACUGCUCAGAUCAAAUGGAUUACAGAGGACUUGGAAGAAUUUAUAAAGGUUUGUCACAGUCUGGCUCAUGGGGCUGUUUUGAUGAGUUCAACAGAAUUGAGUUACCUGUACUGUCUGUUGCUGCUCAACAAAUCGCUAUUGUCCUUACAUGCAAGAAAGAAAGAAAGCCAACUUUUAUCUUUACUGAUGGAACUACUGUUGAUAUGGAUCCAGAAUUUGGGCUUUUUAUCACCAUGAAUCCUGGGUAUGCAGGACGCCAAGAGUUGCCUGAGAACUUAAAAAUCAAUUUCCGUACUGUUGCAAUGAUGGUUCCAGAUCGUGGAAUAAUAAUGAGAGUAAAAAUGGCAAGCUGUGGUUUCCAGCAGAAUAUUCUACUCGCUCAAAAGUUUUUCACCUUAUACAAACUUUGUGAAGAACAGCUUACGAAGCAGGUUCACUAUGAUUUUGGUCUGAGAAAUAUUUUGUCUGUAUUGAGAAUUCUUGGUUCAAGUAAAAGAGAAAACCAGCAAGACAGUGAAGCCACUAUUGUAAUGAGAGUUCUUAGAGACAUGAACUUGUCAAAACUGGUUGAUGAAGAUGAGCCACUAUUUAUGUCUUUGAUUGAUGAUUUGUUUCCUGGCAUGAAACUCGAAAAAGCUGGUUAUCCACAAAUAGAAGCAGCUAUCUGUAAACAAGUUACUGAUAAUGGUUUAAUAGUUCAUCCCCCAUGGAUUUUGAAACUGGUGCAGUUAUAUGAAACACAGAGUGUACGGCAUGGCAUGAUGACAUUAGGACCAUCAGGAAGUGGUAAAACCAAAUGUAUCCACAUGUUACAGAAGUCCCUUACUGCAUGUGGUUUCCCCCACAAAGAAAUGAGAAUGAAUCCUAAAGCCAUUACAGCUCCACAAAUGUUUGGUAGAUUGGAUGUUGCUACUAAUGACUGGACAGAUGGAAUUUUCUCAACCCUCUGGAGAAAGACACUGAAAUCCAAAAAGGGUGAGCAUAUUUGGAUUGUCUUAGAUGGACCAGUCGAUGCUAUUUGGAUAGAAAACUUAAACUCAGUGUUGGAUGAUAACAAAACACUUACCCUUGCAAAUGGUGACCGUAUACCAAUGGCACCCCUUUGCAAAAUUAUAUUUGAAGUCCAUAAUAUAGAUAAUGCUUCCCCUGCUACUGUGUCACGAAAUGGAAUGGUUUUUAUGAGCAGCUCUAUUCUCAAUUGGGAUCCUUUACUUCAAGCCUGGCUUGCUACCAAACCAAUUGGGAUAAGAUCUAUUGUGUACAGCAUAUUUGAAGAGACUUUUACCAUCUCUUACAUAUUCUUAAUUCAAAAUUUAUGUGCCAAAAUCCAGCUGCUUGAAUGCAAUUAUGUUGCACAAGCCUUAACAAUUAUGGAAGGAUAUCUGCCUGGAGAGGAAGAAUUGAAAGAUAUAGCUACCGAAAAGCUUCAAAAUAUUGUUGUUUUCGCAUUGAUGUGGUCCCUAGGGGCUUUAUUGGAACUUGAUGACAGAUUAAAGCUUGAAGAAUUUUGGAAAGAAAACUGCACGUUGCCAUUGCCUCCUGUCAUGGAAUCACAAACAAUAUUUGAAUAUGUUGUGUCUGACAAAGGAAUGUGGGAACACUGGUCUCAGAGGAUAACUCAAUACGUAUACCCUAAGGAUUCUACUCCAGACUACACAACAAUCUUAAUUCCAAACAUUGACAAUGUACGCACUGAUUUCCUUAUCAAUAUGAUUGCAAAGCAAUGUAAAGCAGUUUUAUUGAUUGGAGAACAGGGAACUGCGAAAACUGUCAUGGUUCAAGCCUAUUGCAGUAAAUACAAUCCAGAAGAACACCUUUUCAAGAGUUUUAGCUUUUCCAGUGCUUCAACUCCAUUAAUGUUUCAACGUACUAUGGAAAGUUAUGUGGAAAAAAGAAUGGGUACAACAUACGGUCCCCCAGCUGGAAAAAGGCUCACUGUAUUUAUUGAUGACAUCAAUAUGCCAAUUAUCAAUGAGUGGGGUGAUCAGGUCACAAAUGAAAUUACUCGGCAAAUGAUAGAAAUGAAUGGAUUCUAUAACCUUGAAAAACCUGGAGAAUUUACAACAGUUACUGAUAUCCAGUUACUGGCUGCAAUGAUUCAUCCUGGAGGAGGCCGAAAUGAUAUUCCUCAGAGACUCAAGCGUCAGUUCUCUAUCUUUAACUGUACUCUGCCUUCAAACAAUUCUGUUGAUCAGAUUUUUCAAACUAUUGGUUGUGGACAUUUUUGCAAGGAAAGACACUUUCCUGAAAGUGUUAUUGAAAUGGUUCCAACACUCAUACCUGCAACCAGAAAGUUAUGGCAAGAUAUAAAAGUGAAAAUGCUACCAACUCCAGCCAAAUUUCAUUAUGUUUUUAAUUUGAGAGAUCUCAGUAGAAUAUGGCAGGGCAUGUUGAAAAGUGAAGCAGAGGUUAUUAACACAGCAGAAGUUCUUGUUUGUCUUUGGAAACAUGAAUGCACUAGAGUGUUGGUUGACCGCUUCAUCAAUGUAGAUGAUAAGAAUUGGUUUGAGAAAGUAUGUAAGGAGGUGGCGAAAGAGUAUUUUGGUGCCUCAUUGGCUUCAUCGAUGAAGGCAGAACCUUAUUUUGUAAAUUUUCUCCGGGAUGCGCCAGAAGCCACAGGGGAAGAGGCAGAUGAUGCAGAGAUAGAGGCCCCAAGAGUAUAUGAAGAGAUUUACUCUUUUCCAGAACUGAACACUCGAUUGAUAAAUUUUAUGCAUCUAUAUAAUGAAGCUAUCAGAGGGGCUAAUAUGGAUCUUGUCUUUUUUAAGGAUGCUAUGAUUCACCUUAUUAAAAUAUCCCGGAUUAUUUGCACAACUAAAGGACAUGCUCUUCUUGUUGGUGUUGGUGGCUCAGGAAAGCAGAGUCUUACACGACUGGCUUCAUUCAUUGCUGGGUAUACCACUUUCCAAAUCACUUUGACCAGAUCGUAUACAACAUCAAACCUAAUGGAUGACCUCAAGCAUCUUUAUCGUACUUCUGGACAGUACGGGAAAGGUAUUACCUUUCUGUUUACUGACAAUGAAAUCAAAGAAGAAGGUUUUCUUGGCUUUUUGAAUAAUAUCCUUGCAACAGGAGAAGUUGCCAACUUGUUUGCCAGAGAUGAAAUUGAUGAAAUUAUUCAGGAAUUAUUUGUUCCAAUGAAGAGGGACUUUCCAAGACGUCCUCCGACAAAUGAGAAUUGCUAUGAUUAUUAUCUUAGCCGUGUCAAGAAGAAUUUGCAUGUGGUUUUGUGUUUCUCCCCAGUUGGAGAGAAAUUCCGAAGCCGAGCAUUGCAGUUCCCUGGUUUGAUUUCUGGAUGUACCAUGGACUGGUUUCAAGGUUGGCCAAGAGAUGCUCUGGUGGCUGUGUCCAAUCAUUUCCUUGGAUCUUUUGAAAUAAUUUGUUCAAAUCCUGUGAAAGAAGCUGUGAUAGAGACUAUGGGUGCUUAUCAGGAUAUUGUGUCUGGAUUAUCUGUUGAAUAUUUCAACAGCUACCGCCGACAGACACACGUAACACCAAAAUCUUACUUAUCCUUCAUCAAAGGAUAUAAACAAAUAUAUACUGAGAAGAAAAAAGAAAUUGGAUUUCUGGCUAAUCGGAUGAAUACAGGUCUAAAUAAAUUGGUGGAGGCUUCUGAAGCAGUCAACGAACUCUCAUUGGAACUUGUUGAGAAAGAAAAAGAGCUUGAAAUUGCUUCCCAAGAAGCAGACAUCGUUUUAAAGGAAGUCACCAUAAAAGCUCAAGCAGCUGAAAAGGUUAAGCGUCAAGUACAAGCGGUGAAGGACAAAGCGCAGGCAAUUGUAGAUGCUAUAUCAGACGACAAAGCAAUUGCAGAGAAGAAAUUGGAAGCUGCCAAACCUGCCCUUCUAGAAGCAGAAUUGGCUUUACAGACCAUCAAACCAGCACAUAUAGCAACAGUGAAAAAACUGGCUAAACCUCCACAUUUGAUUAUGAGAAUUAUGGAUGUUGUACUGAUAUUGUUUCAACGGAGACUUGAUAUCACAACGAAGGACCCUGAUUUAAAUUGUACAAAACCUUCAUGGAGUGAAGCAUUGAAGUUAAUGUCUGGCAACUUCUUGAAUGGACUCCUCACAUUUCCAAAAGAUACUAUAAACAGUGAGACUGUUGAGCUAAUGCAAGUAUAUCUGAAAAUGGAGGAUUAUACUUUUGAAACAGCCAAGAAAGUAUGUGGUGAUGUUGCAGGACUUCUCUCAUGGACUUGUGCAAUGGCUAUGUUUUUUGGUAUCAACAAAGAGGUUUUGCCUUUGAAAUAUGAUGAAGCUAUGAGGAAGAAGCAGGCUCUUGUUGAUGAUGCUGAUGCUUGCCGCAAGAAGAUGAGUAAUGCUACAGCAUUGAUAGAAGGACUCAGUGGGGAGAAAAUACGUUGGACUGAUGCCAGCAAAGAUUUUGCUCAGCAGAUACAGAAUCUAGUAGGAAAUGUACUGUUGGCAACAGGCUUUCUUUCAUAUACUGGACCCUAUAACCAAGAGUUCCGUGACAAACUGAUGAAUUCUUGGAAGCAGGAAAUGACCAAAGCUAAAAUACCAUUUACGCCAAAAAUAGACAUCAUAGGCAUGUUAGUAGACACGACCACAAUUACUGAGUGGAACUUGCAAGGUUUACCCAACGAUGAACUUUCUACACAGAAUGGACUGAUUGUGAACAAAGCAGCUCUCUUUCCUCUACUCAUUGACCCACAAGGACAAGGAAAGGCCUGGAUUAAAAACCGAGAAAAAGAAAAUAAUCUUCAAAUUACGUCUCUGAAUCACAAAUACUUUCGAACCCACCUAGAAGAUAGUUUGUCUGCUGGUCGACCAUUAUUGAUUGAAGAUAUAGAAGAAGAACUUGACCCAGCAUUGGAUAACAUCUUAGAAAAAAAUAUUAUCAAAAUUGGUACCAAUUACAAGGUAAAAAUUGGUGACAAAGAAGUAGACUUUGACAAAUACUUUCGCCUGUACAUCACUACCAAAUUGUCAAAUCCUGCAUAUACUCCUGAAAUUUCUGCCCGCUCCUCUAUCAUUGAUUUCACUGUUACUUUAAAAGGACUUGAAGACCAGCUUCUUAGCAUUGUUAUCCUAAAAGAGAAACAGGAAUUGGAAAGUGAAAGGACAAAAAUGCUGGAAGAAGUUACAUCAAAUAAGCGUAAAAUCCAGGAAUUAGAGGAUGCCUUACUCUACCAGUUGACAUCUACAGAAGGUUCUCUUGUUGAAGAUGAGUCUCUGAUACAGGUGUUGGAGAAUACUAAAACUACAGCUGUAGAUAUUGCAGAAAAGCUCAGGGUUGCAGCAGAUACAGAAAUCAUGAUAAAUGCUGCCAGAGAAGAAUUCCGGCCUGUUGCAUCCCAAGGCAGUAUUGCUUACUUUGUCAUUGUGGAAAUGAGUUUAGUGAAUGUGAUGUACCAAACAUCACUGAAGCAGUUCCUGGGAAUCUUUGAUUACUCCAUUAAGAAAUCUGCCAAGUCACCGGUCACAUCUAAACGUAUAAUGAACAUUAUCGAAUACUUUACAUUCAAGAUAUUCACAUACACCUGCCGUGGUCUGUAUGAACGAGAUAAGUUUCUGUUUACCCUUCUCCUUACAAUCAAGAUUGCCAUUGCCUCAGGAUCUAUCAUACCCUUGGAAUUUGAUACAUUUAUUAAAGGAGGAGCAGCUCUUGAUUUGAAUGCUGUUCAACCAAAGCCAAAGAAGUGGAUUUCAGAUAUGACUUGGCUUAAUUUGGUGACUUUGAGUAACUUAUCACAGUUUGCACAGAUUCUUGGACAGGUAACAAGAAAUGAUAAGGCCUGGAAGCAUUGGUUUGAUGAUAAUGUCCCAGAAGAGGCCCAAAUACCAGAUGGCUACACUGAAUCAUUAGAUUCCUGGCACAAACUAUUACUGAUACGCUCGUGGUGCCCAGAUCGUGUUAUUCCGAUGGCAAGGAUAUUUGUUGCUGAAGCAAUGGGACCUCAGUUUGCUGAAAGUGGAAUUUUGAAUUUGGAAGAUAUAUGUGAUGAAUCUGACAAUCAUACUCCUAUGAUUUGCUUUCUGUCAAUGGGUUCUGAUCCAACAAGCAAUAUUGAGAAGCUUGCUAAAAAGAAAGUUAUGAAAUGUGGUGCCAUAUCCAUGGGACAAGGUCAAGAGGUCCAUGCCAGAAAAUUAGUGAGUAUAUCAAUGCAAGAGGGUCAUUGGGUCUUGCUACAGAACUGCCAUCUUGGAUUAGAAUUCAUGACUGAAUUAUUUGUCACUGUGACUACUACAGAAAAAAUUAAUGAGGACUUCCGUUGUUGGGUAACCACAGAAGAACAUCCAAAGUUCCCAAUUAAUCUUCUCCAGGUGUCUCUUAAAUUUACCAACGAGCCACCCCAGGGAAUAAAAGCUGGGUUAAAAAGGACUUAUGGCAAUGUGACGCAGGAGCAACUGGAUAUUAAUGCUACACUAACAUGGAAAAUGAUGUUGUAUGCUGUAGCAUUUCUGCACACAACUGUUCAAGAAAGGAGGAAAUUUGGUCCUAUAGGAUGGAAUAUUCCCUAUGAGUUCAACCAAGCAGAUUUCACAGCAACUGUGCAAUUCAUUCAGACACAUUUAGAUGAAAUUGACCCGAAGAAAGGAGUUUCCUGGAGCACAGUUCGUUACAUGAUCAGUGAAGUGCAAUAUGGUGGUCGUGUCACUGACGAUUUUGACAAAAGGCUGUUAAAUACUUUUGCUAAAGUGUGGUUUUGUGAAGAGAUGUUUUCAGAUACUUUCAGUUUCUAUACUGGUUACACAAUACCAAAAUUCAAGACACUUGAGGAUUUCCGCCAGUUUAUUGAACAACUCCCUCCAGUGGACACACCACAAGCUUUUGGUUUACAUCCCAAUGCUGAUAUUACAUAUCAAACCAAUACAGCCAAUGAUCUACUUUUGACUAUGAUGAAUAUUCAACCAAAAGAAUCCCGAGGUGGAGAAGGUGAGACAAGAGAGAGUGUUGUCUACAAAUAUGCUAAUGACAUGCUUGAGAAGAUGCCACAUAGUUAUAACCCAUUUGAGGUGAAAGAACGGCUAAAAAAGAUGGGAAUAAUCCAGCCCAUGAAUAUCUUUCUGCGACAAGAAGUGGACCGCAUGCAAGUAGUUAUUUCAACAGUUCGUAGCACGUUGGUCAACCUGAAACUUGGUAUAGAUGGUACAAUCAUCAUCAAUGAGAAUCUUAGAGAUGCUUUAGACAACAUAUUUAAUGCAAGAGUGCCAGUCUCCUGGAAGAAGAUUUCAUGGGAUGCUGCAACUUUAGGAUUUUGGUUCACAGAUCUCAUUGAAAGAAAUGAACAGUUUUACAACUGGGUGUUUGAAGGACGUCCCAAUUAUUUUUGGAUGACCGGUUUCUUUAAUCCUCAAGGUUUUCUUACUGCUAUGCGCCAGGAGAUCACAAGAGCACACAAAGGUUGGGCCUUAGAUGCUGUUGUUCUAAACAACAAUGUCACAAAAUCAAUGAAAGAGGAUAUCAAUUCUGCUCCACAGGAAGGUGUAUAUGUGCAUGGACUUUUCUUGGAUGGGGCAGCCUGGGACAAGCGGAACAGCCGUGUAAUUGAGCAGACUCCCAAAGUACUCAAUGUAAUUCUUCCUGUUGUCCAUGUUUUUGCAAUUAACACUGAGAGGCCAAAAAGCAACGAUAUCUAUGAUUGUCCUGUGUACAAGAAACCACAACGUACUGAUCUCACCUACAUAUUUCCUCUCCUGCUCAAAACAAACAAACCUCCAGAUCAUUGGAUUUUAAGAGGUGUUGCUUUACUCUGUGAUAUCAGAUAAUAAAUUAAAAACGUUUCCAUAAAUAUU